Cucumis sativus (cucumber) is the source of this 1651-nucleotide messenger RNA. RefSeq names its product thylakoid membrane protein TERC, chloroplastic. Gene Ontology annotation, cellular component: membrane. NCBI's taxonomy places the organism in Eukaryota, Viridiplantae, Streptophyta, Magnoliopsida, Cucurbitales, Cucurbitaceae. Bases 96 to 1184 code for a protein of 362 amino acids. The transcript has 15 exons. The record is from RefSeq and is a predicted model, not a curated record.
ACGUUGAAGUUGAAACGAAGCUCCAAAGAACAAAAAAAGAAAAUUAUGGAUAAGAUAUAGUGAGUCCUCAGUCUCCGCUAUUCGAAGCGGUGGAAAUGGCUUCAAUCAUCCACAACGGCCUUCAAAUUUCUUCGAAGCUCGAUUCUCCAUGGCCUAAGGUUUCAUCACAUCUUCAUUUUCAUCCUCGAGCAUGGGUUGAGGCUGUCCACAAUCACGUUCCUCAAUUUUCCCCAGUUAUCCUCAAUUGCCGUCCUUCUCCGCGCUCUUUGGUUCGAUGCUCCAGUCGAAUCGAGAGGGAAGGCGAUCCGUCUACUGCAGAAGCCAAUAGGACGUCUUCCGUCCGAGGAACGAUUGAGGGGUCUGAAAGUAAAGUUUCUUCUAUUAGAAAUGUUGCUCUAUGUGUUGCUACUGCCGUGGCAUUUGGUAUUGGGGUGGGUUUGAAAGAUGGAGUUGGCAAGGCAUCUGAAUUUUUUGCCGGGUAUCUUCUGGAGCAAAGUUUGUCAGUUGACAAUCUCUUUGUCUUUGUUUUGAUUUUCAAAUACUUUAAAGUGCCAACGGAGUAUCAGAAUCGGGUGCUUACUUAUGGUAUUUCUGGUGCAAUUGUCUUUCGUCUAACAAUCAUACUUCUGGGAGCAGCCACUCUGCAGAGAUUUGAGGCUGUGAACCUGCUUCUGGCUGCUAUACUUCUAUUCUCAUCAUUUCAGCUGUUUGCGAGCAAUGAAGAGGAUGACGGCGAUCUAUCAGACAACUUUGUAGUAAAGACGUGCCAACAAUUAAUUCCUGUUACAGCAACCUAUGAUGGGGAUCGCUUUUUUACACUUCAGGAGGGUGUGAAGAAAGCAACACCUUUACUGCUCACCAUAGCUGUUAUUGAGCUCAGUGAUAUAGCAUUUGCAGUUGAUUCAAUACCUGCCGUUUUUGGUGUUACAAGGGACCCUUUCAUAGUAAUUACGUCAAAUUUUUUUGCCAUUUUAGGUUUGCGGUCCCUAUUCAUUCUUGUAGCUGAUGGGAUGUCAGAAUUGGAGUACUUACAGCCUUCCAUUGGCGUUGUUCUAGCAUUUAUUGGGAGCAAGAUGAUCCUUGAUUUCUUCGGAUUCCACGUUCCAACUGAGGCAUCUCUUGGAUUUGUCGCAAUAAGUCUGAGCACUGGUGUUCUCUUGAGUCUAUUGAAGAAGGCUGAUUGAUCAGAAAAACAGAAAGAGAGGGUGUUCGGCUUUAAUCGAAAAUUGUUUGUUUAAAAUUGUCAUUUCACUAUUGACUGGAGCCACGGUUAUACUUGGGAAGAAAAAGAUGAUAGAGCCGUUCUGCUAUCUACGAAUCAUGGAGGUUAGAAGAACUAUUCUUUUAAGAACUCGUUGGUGGUUGUGCUGAGAUGAUGAAUUUAUUCUCCUUGUUCUUUUCUAGUAAUUCCAAAUCUCUCUCUCAGAACCUUUCUGUUGUAGAUAAAUGAUUAGUAGCUCUAAAUCUCUGCUUUUCACCGUUACAUUCUUAUGUCAAAGGUGAGUUAUUGUCGUCCCUUUCUGCUACCCCCACCCCACUCCUCCCCCCAAAAAAUAUGUACAAUAAUUAUUAUAGUAAUGAAUGUAAAAUAUACUUUUAGUUCUUGGGAUUGGGAUUUGAAAUGAGGUUUUAAAAGUAACAUUUUGGUCCC